This is a messenger RNA of Hyaloscypha bicolor E, 1157 nucleotides long. RefSeq lists its product as uncharacterized. The record is from RefSeq and is a predicted model, not a curated record. NCBI's taxonomy places the organism in Eukaryota, Fungi, Ascomycota, Leotiomycetes, Helotiales, Hyaloscyphaceae. Bases 181 to 999 code for a protein of 272 amino acids. The transcript has a single exon.
AUCCCCAUCAUAUGCAAGGAUGAUUCACAAUAGCAUCUUAGUCUAUUUUUAUUGGUUCAUGUGAAUUUUCUCUCCUGGGCUCCACACUCAGGGCUUUUGGACGAGCUUCAGAAUCCAAGAACUCGAGGUCCUUGCCAGGCUGCUGCUACUCAACACCACCUCAUCCUCUUGAUCGAUAUCAUGGAGAAUCCAGUUCCUUACAAAAGCUCAAAACUACCUGUCUUGGAGUCAACUAUGUUCUACGAGCCAGUUACCGUCUCUGACGCCCCAGCCCUUGGCUUUCCCCGCUUCCCCGACUUCCCCACAGAAUUGCGCCUCAUGAUCUGGAGAUUCGCGAUCCCAGUAGGCUUCAGCAACCACCCAAUCAGCGUCAAACCGUACUCCUACACCUAUCGAGACCGCCGAACACCACCAAAAACCAUAUCCAUCAAUAGAGAAAGCCGGAACGAAACCCUCAGGUAUUUCCGUCGUCUGGAGCUGCGAGCAGCUGAGAUAUCGGACUCGGUUAGGCCAAGGCAUAACCCUGGAUGGCUGCGCCAUUAUCCUACUCACUUCAUUCUCUGGGAUAACACUACCGAUGUUUUAACGCUUGAUUGGUGGUGCUUGGGCUCCAGGGUCACGGAUGUCGUCAAGUAUCUGAACCUUGAGCCAUUCGUCGACCAAGAGAAAGGUAAUAUCAGCUGCGUCCAAUUUCUCGAUAUCGAUACCCAAGCCUGUCACCGUCAGGUUGGGUCGCAUCAACUCUCGAGCUUCCUUGGUCGAGUUCUCGGAACCCACGUUAUCGAAGCCAUUGAGAAGAAAUUGUGGUAUUUUGUCGGGCUAAAGGAGGUGCGAUUGACCAUGUGGGAUCUGCGUCGUUCUUAUGAUGAAGAGAAGUAUUUUAUGGGCGUGUUUGAGGAUUGCUUUAAAAAAAUUGCGAAAGACAACCCGGGAUAUUGCAUCCCGUUGGUCUCGUUAGUGCCGGAGUUUGAAAAUGAUGCUAGGAGGUUGCUGAGGUGACUUAAGUUACAGACGCGGGCAGUGCAGAAGCAGAAGUUGAAAUCUGUGCUUUUAAAUGUUCUUAAUCGAAUGGGACAUUCAAAAGUCGUUCUUCUUGGAUGUUCCACGAUUAACAAGUAUAAUGGGAGCGCGAUGUUCUGAAAGUACUUCAUUUGCUU